Vidua macroura (Pin-tailed whydah) is the source of this 774-nucleotide messenger RNA. It is a transcript of the gene FOXP3, whose product is annotated as forkhead box P3. The record is from RefSeq and is a predicted model, not a curated record. Lineage: Eukaryota; Metazoa; Chordata; Aves; Passeriformes; Viduidae. Gene Ontology annotation, molecular function: DNA-binding transcription repressor activity, RNA polymerase II-specific; RNA polymerase II cis-regulatory region sequence-specific DNA binding. Gene Ontology annotation, cellular component: nucleus. Gene Ontology annotation, biological process: regulation of transcription by RNA polymerase II.
AUGGCGGGCGCCCGUGGACCCGGCAGCGCCGCCCCCCCCCGCAGCCCCCAGGACCGGCCCACGGUGCUGACCCGCGCGGACGGGGCCGUGCCUCGGUGCACCCAGGUGCCACCCGAGGGGGGGUCGUGCCCCCCGCUCCUGCACGUGCAGCACCCCGGGGUGUUGGUGAUGCGAACUCGGCUGCCCCCAGCGCACGGUCUCCCCGGGUUGGAAUGGGGCCCCAAAGACCCCCCCGGCCGCGACAGAGACCCCUCCCCUGCUCCCGCCGGCAGCGACCCCCCCGCACCGCCCCCCGGCGCUGCGCAGCCCCCCAGGCCCCCCCGCCGUGAGCCGGGGGAGGUGGCUCAGUGCCUGCGGCAGCUGGAGAGGAUCCAGGAGCUGGAGCAGCAGCUGGCCCGCGAGCGGCACCGCCUGGGGCUGUUGCAGGCGCAGCUCCUCCGGAGGGGCCCCCCCAGCACGGGCCUCCCCGGGAAGGGCCAGGCUGGGCUCCCCCCGAUUUGGGGUCCUGCAGCCCCCCCCGAGGCAGAGGGGGACCCCGAGAUGCUGCUGCCCCCCCCAGGGCACCCCUGGGAGCGUGGGGGGCUCUACCCAGAAUUGGAGUAUUACCGGCUCAGCACCGCGCGGCCCCCCUACACCUACGCCACGCUCAUCCGCUGGGCCAUCCUGGAGUCCCCGCAGCGGCAGCGCCCCCUGGCGGAGAUUUACCACUGGUUCAGCCGCAGGUUCGGCUUCUUCCGGCACAACACCCGCACCUGGAAGCCCUGGGACCCCUGA